UGCACUAAAGUACUGCUGCUAGUGUGGCUAAAAGAAAAGAGAAGAAGAGACAGUCAUGUUGAUAUGAACAUUAGAGAAACACAUCAUGGAGCUGAAAUAUGAUCCUGCUUCCUCAUUUGGACUCAUUCACCUCAGCUGACACAUUCAACAGCAGACAGGUUUUUGUAGCAGUCUGUCUCACUGUGGGAGGAGGUAGCUACCCCAUCUUUGGCUCUGGAACUAAACUGUCUGUAACAGAUGAGCAGGUAGUGAAGCCCGUGGUGAGCGUGUACCCAGCAGCAUCCAGAGCCCACCUGGAGGGGAACAGCUCCCUGCUGUGUGUGGCCUCAGCCAUGUUUCCUCCUCUGGUCCAGUUCUCCUGGAAAAGACAGAAGAAGAACGGCGGAGAACUGGAGGAGCUGCCCCCUGCUGAGGGAGAGCAGCUGGAGCUCAGAGAGUCGGGACGCACCAUUGCCAUCAGGAUGGUUGAUGGGAGUGAUUCUGACACAUAUAAAUACAGCUGCUGGGUGAAGCACGAGGGGGGCACAGUGGAGGCCCAAACACAACAAAAGGUUCCAGCUCUUCCACCAGCCCUGUAUGUUCCUUCUAUACACAAGAUGAAGCUGCUCUGCCUGCUGUACACAGUGCUGAUAGUGAAGAGUCUGGUGUACUGCUGUGGACUCUCUCUGCUGAUGAUCCUCACAAACAAGGGACCGUCCACCAACUGCACACAUGCUGACUGACUGUUUUCUGCUCGCCUUUUCUCACCAUCAGAUUUCCUCGAGUCAGCAGUCAGAAAU
This is a messenger RNA of Oreochromis niloticus (Nile tilapia), 779 nucleotides long. RefSeq lists its product as uncharacterized. Bases 99 to 722 code for a protein of 207 amino acids. NCBI's taxonomy places the organism in Eukaryota, Metazoa, Chordata, Actinopteri, Cichliformes, Cichlidae. The record is from RefSeq and is a predicted model, not a curated record. The transcript has 3 exons.